AUGGCUACCAAACAAUCCCAUCUUGAGGAAGACCUCUCCUGCCCCAUCUGUGGAAGUAUCUUUGAAAAGCCGGUGGUACUGUUUUGCCGGCAUCGCUUCUGUAAACGUUGUCUGGAGAGCCUGUGGAAUGGAGUGGGAUCUUGUGAAUGUCCUCUCUGCUGUCAGCCAUCAUCCAUGGGGGAACUCGUAGUCAACGCCACGCUCGAGAAGACCUGCGAGGGUUUUCUGAAGGAGCGAGCAAAAAACGAUCCGAUGUCAUGCAAGGAGCACGGAGAGAGAUUGAGCCUGUUUUGUCUUGAGGACCUGGAACCCACUUGUGGCAAGUGCAAGUCACUGGGUUACCACAAGGGUCACAGGUUAUAUUCUUUAGAUGAGGCCUCACAAGACUGUAAGGAAGAACUCAAAAGUGCCUUAAAACCACUUCGAGAAAAGCUGAAGCUCUACCAGAAAGCUAAACUCAAUUGUGAGCAAACAACAGAGCACAUUAAGAGUCAAGCAGAUCAAACAGAGAGACAGAUACGAGCAGAGUUCGAGACGCUGCACCAGUUCCUGCGGGACGAGGAGGCAUCCAGGCUUUCCACCUUAAACCAAGAGAAGAUUCAGAAGAGCCAGAUCAUGAAAGACAAGAUUGAAGAUCUGGAAAAUGACAUCACAUCUAUUACCAACACUAUAAGAAGCAUUGAACAGGAGAUGAGAUCUCAGGAUGUACCAUUCCUUAAGAAUUACAAAGAAACCAUCAAAAGAACCUGGCGUAUUCCCCAGGACCCAGACAUGGUAACAGAAUCUCUACUUGAUGUAGCCAAAUACCUGGGGUCACUGAAGUUUAAAGUCUGGGAAAAAAUGAAGGAUAUUAUUACAUACACUCCAGUGAUCCUCGACCCAAACACAGCAGCAAACUGCUUCCUCCUGUCAGAGGAUUUGACCACAAUACAGUGCUGUUCCCAGACCUACGAUCUCCCGGACAACCCCGAGCGCUUUGACGUGGGUGCGGAGGUGCUGGCCAGCGAAGGAUUUAGCGUUGGACGGCACAGCUGGGAUGUUGAGGUGAAAAACAACACCUACUGGGUCAUCGGAGUGGCCAGCACGUCCAUCAACCGGAAAGGAAAGCACGUGCUGACCCCUGCCGAAGGAUUCUGGACCAUUCGACUGCGUAACGGAGAGUACAAAGCCUGUACCGCACCGUGGUCUCCGCUCACUAUGAAUAAGGAGCUGCACGUAGUUAGAGUUGUAUUGGACAUGGACAGAUCCAAACUGGCUUUCUACGACCCACGAGAGAGGACGCCUCUGUUCGCCUUCACAGACAUCAUCACCCCGCAAGCAUUCCCAUACUUCUGCAGCGCUUGCAAAGAGCACCCAUUAAAAGUUUUGCCAGCGAAGCUUUCGGUUAACGUGGACUGACAAGCCUGAAUAUCCCGCUCGGUGGUCGGUGCUUCUCGUCCUGAGCUUUGAGUCUUAUGUUACACGUGAUGCAAAAAUAACACUUGAUGUUUACUGGUUUUGAAUUUUAGAAAACAUGAUAUGUAUAUGGUCUUGGUUUAAAGGGGGCAACACAAAAAGGCCAUAAUUAAGCCCAAACAAAAAAAAAGAAAUGAAAUAUUAAAGUGUAACUAAACCCCUGGUCAGAGCCUGACUCCACCCACUGGCAAUAUUUGAAAAAUGCAAGAAAAGUGGGCAGAUCCCAACGGAGAUAGAGGGGACGAACUAAGCUCGUACCAAGUGUGUGGUGAGAUCGUAACAAGGGCGUGGUGAGCUUGAACCUGCUUACGUCACGAGUCAUUUUUUGGACCCAACAUCCAAUGGGAAAAUUAAACUGCAGUAGCCACCGUUCAACCUGAAGAGGGCAGCACUCAGACGUUUUUACACCAUAUAUUGCAGUAUUGAAACACUUUAUAUCCAAAUGUCAAAAAAAUUACUAAAAUCAAUGAACAGCACUAAUAAAGCAUCAUUCUUACAGAUCAUUAACUAAAAAAGUUGGUUUAGGGUUUAGUUACUCUUUAAACAAAUAUUAAAUAAUACUGAUAACACUUUACAGUAACGUUAUAUUUUUCAACAUUAUUAAAGGCACGGGAUCUCUGAAUGCCAAUGUUGACAUUUGAAAUCACCUAAACACACCCCUACUCCAAUAGCAUCUGGACCUUUUUUUGAUAGACCCGCCAUACACAUACGCAACCCAGGCAACGAUAUCAGUUAGUAGACACGCCCCUUACUGCUGAUUGGCCACAAGUGUGUUUUGGAAUUCGGCCCCAAUCCCUUUUCUAAAGUGCUUUUCAAAAAUCAUGCACCCUGCCUUUAAAUGCACUGGCUAACAUGAACUCAAAAAGUAGUUUUUAACAUUUAUUAAAACAAUUAAAUUGUUUAUUUGUUUCUAGGUAGUAAACUAAUGUUAACAGUUACACCUUUUGAUUUUCUUUAGAUUUCUAAGGUUAAUAAAUGCUGUAGAAGUAUUGUUCAUUGUUAGUUGAUAUUAUGGAGUUUCUGUAACUAAUGUUCAUUAAAGAAACUGGUAACACUUUACAAUAAGGUUGUAUUAGUAAACAUUUAUAAAUAAUGUAAGUGACUCAUGUUAAUUCAGUUAUGCAUGUUAGUUCAUGGUGCAUUAACUAAUGUUUGCAUUUAACUUUUGAUUUUACAAAUGUAUUACACAUGUAUACAUAUGUUUAUGUUAGCUAAUGCAUUAAUUAAGUAAGAGAUGAUAGGCAGCAGGUUGUUAUCGCAAAAAUAAGUGAAUCUUGAGGAAAACCAAAAACGUUUUAAGAUAAGACAAUAGACGUUAAAAUGUCACAAACACACUAUUUUGGUUGGAUCAUUUGUAAAUAUAAUGUCAUAUAUGUUAUGAAAACAUAUUCAUAUAUUUAUUUUUGUGUAAUAUUAAACUGUACCUAUCCAAA
Messenger RNA from Paramisgurnus dabryanus, 2888 nucleotides. RefSeq names its product tripartite motif containing 35-13 (gene trim35-13). Gene Ontology annotation, molecular function: protein binding; zinc ion binding. NCBI's taxonomy places the organism in Eukaryota, Metazoa, Chordata, Actinopteri, Cypriniformes, Cobitidae. The record is from RefSeq and is a predicted model, not a curated record.